CCCCCGUUUUGCAUUUUUCUUUGCUCAACAUAGCUAGUGCAAAAAAUAAUUGCGGGAUUCCCACUUUUGGCUUUUUGUGUAGAAUCACGAAUGUUUAUGCGAAUUUGUUCAGUUUGUGUGUUGAUUUCGAGAGUUCGGACAUGUUUACUUAUGAAAUGGCGCACUUGAAUGAAGACGAGAUACGAGAAGUGCUCUGUGCAGAAAGUGUAUCGGAUAUCUCAGAUUGCGAUAUUGAUUAUAAUUCGGAGAAUUAUGAAACAAAUGAGUCUGAAACAGAUAGUGAACCGGAACCCCUCUUAACUCCAAGUGGCUCUGUUGAUUCCUUAUUUAUUGCUAAAAACAAAAUGGUAUGGAGUGCCACACCAUUACCUCAGCAUAUUGGAUCUGCGAUUGAGAAUAUUAUUUCAACACAACCAGGACCAACUCGAUUUGCAGUGUCCAGAUGCCAUGACAUUGUCUCAGCUUUUUUGUUGUUUUUUCCGCCUCCAAUAGAAAAAAUUGUGAUAGAAAAUACUAAUAAGUACGACAGAGUCAAGUUCGACGACAAAUGGGGCGAUAUUGAUGAUGACAUAUUGUGUCGGUGAGUACAUUCUUGUUUUUCUUAUUUUAGUAAAAUAUUUUACUAAUAUAAACUUACUCAAUGACAGCGGCAAAAAUGAAGAUGUUCAUGGUUUAUUUGAUUCAAAAUUUGGUCGCCCAAUUUUCCGAUCAAUUAUGUCUGAAAAUCAUUUCCACAAGAUUACUAGUGCGCUUCGUUUCGAUGAUGUUUUGAGUCGACAACAAACGCGUAGUAGCGAUAAAUUUGCUCCUAUUCGUGACUUGUGGGACCGUUGGCAACAAUUUCUUCCAAUGUUCUACAACUGCCAUGAAAAUGUCACGGUUGAUGAGCAACUUGUUGCAUUCAGGGGGCGAUGUUCUUUUCGACAGUUUAUGCCAUCAAAACCAGCAAAAUAUGGUUUGAAGUUUUGGUUAUCCGUGGACUCAAAGUCCGGCUACGUAUGGAAAAUACAACCAUACCUUGGUAAACCUAGAAAUGCUAAGCCCGAAAAGAACCAAGGAGAACGCGUUGCAUUGGACUUGACAGACGAUUUGAAAGGGCAAAAUAUAACAGCUGACAAUUUUUUUUCCACAUUUGAGUUGGUAAAAAAACUUCAUGAGAGAAAACUUACAUAUGUGGGAACGGUUCGCAAAAACAAAACUUUCAUUCCUCCGAAAUUGCUUACUGUGAAGAAUCUUCCAUUGUACAAAUCUACAUUUGCAUUCAAUGACAUUGCGACAUUAGUAUCAUACAUCAGUCACAAAAACAAAGCAACUAUAUUGAUUAGUACAAUACACAAAAAAGAUAAAGUUGAUGAGAGUGGACCGAAGAAAAAACCAGAGAUUGUUUCUUAUUACAAUUCAACAAAAGGUUUACUACAAAUAGUUUUUUGCCUGCCAAUAAUUUUUUAUGUUUCAUAUCUUUAGGUGGCGUUGAUACUGCUGAUCAAAUGAUUGGCUCCUACACGACGAAACGCCAAACAAAUCGAUGGCCAAACAUUGUAUUUGCAAAUAUAUUAGAUAUAUCCGCUUUGAAUGCGUACAUAAUUUUUUCCGAAAUCGAUGUUUCAUGGACUCCAGCUUGUCGGAAUCGGAGGAGACCAAAUUUUUUGCGGCAACUUGCACUUUCUUUGGCUGAGCCACAUAUGAUGAAACGCACUAAAUUACCUCAACAACAAUUUUCAGCGCAGUUAUUGAGAGAAAUACGAACACCUUCCACAGCACCAGUGGCCUGCUCUAAAAAUGCUUCUAGUUCAGGACAUCGAAAGCGAGGAAUUUGUAGUUGCUGCAAGUCUAAGUCUGAUGUAAAAUGCUCCAUUUGCAGUGCGUUUAUUUGCAAAACCAACCCAAAAACAUUUUGCUCAUCAUGUAGUACCAAAAAAUAUCGAACAAACUAAUAAAUACUUAUUUUUGGAAAAUUAAUGUAAAGAAAAUCAAAGAAAAUAUACUAUGGACCAAAUGGUCCCUUAACCUAAGAUUCGUAAUUUUCAAUUUAUCUUAGUCCAGUUUUAAGUCAGAGAAUUACACAUAAUAUUGUUUUAUAAAAAGACCACCUGAGCUGAAAAAUUUAGACAGUAUAUAUCAACGUUGCAAAGUUACAAAGAAAACAAAAAAAAAUGGUCUUAACCUUACAGCAGGGUUAAAUAAUUCCGAUUAAAAAUAGAAAAACGUCCGUUCGCGGUAAUAGUCUUUAAUACAAAAGCAUUCUUAUGUAAGUGCAAGUAUGUAGUUAUCAGGCAGGUUCUGGAAUUCACUUCCGAGUGAAUAUCUAGCAAAUUCGUUUUCAAUCCGACAUUUGGUGUUCUGUGUUUCACUUUCACAAUAUCAAUUCCACAUUUUUUCUAAAAUGAAUUCCGAGUGAAUACGCAUGUUCUGGAAAACGAAUUCACAAUAAAAAUGUCGGUUAGCAUUCACUUCAGUUCGAAAUUGUGAAUUUGGUGCGAGCAAAUGUGUAAGUAAAUAAAAACGCUUGAUUAUUGGAAUAAAUAGAGAUUUAAAUAUUUUGUUUUAAAACUGUAACAAGCAAUUAAAGUUAAAUAUUAUUUUUAUAGGGGUAAACAUAAGAAUACGGAGCAGGAAGCGAUCCUUGUCCACUUCAUGGAGUCGCAUAAAGACAUCGCUCGAGGUUUUGUUAAGGGUGACAAAGUAAAAGUUGAUGCCCUAUGGAAAGAGGUGGUGACAGAAAGGACACAGAAAGAUAUUUCUGGUUGGAAAAAGGUUUGGAUGGAUUGGAAGGCCUUCAUAAGGAAAAAAGUUGCACACAACAACUUAGAAGCGAGGGCAACAGGAGGAGGGCCAUUCAACAAGCACAUCCUCACUCCAACUGAAGACACAAUAGCCCAAUUAUGUGGUAUAUAUACCGUGGUGGAAGGUAUUCCCAGCACAGCAGACUUUGGUGUCCCUUCUGAAAAUUGCAAUGUGCCUCCAGAGAUUUCCAGCGAUGAUGACAACCUCCCAUCUAGAAGCAGUUCUGCUCGAUUCCGAAGACGUGAGCCUAUGGUAACCGACCACUUAAGGAAUAAUAUCGGUGAGCAGACAGGUGCCUUGAAAAGUAUUGUAGAUGGGUUGCAAGAAAAUAUUGAGGCCACAAAGAAAAUUAACACUAGCAUUCAAUGCCUUUGUGAAAGAGUAAAAGACUUGACUGAGGAGAACAAAAGACACCAUUUCGAAAUGGAGCGGCUGCGACAAUCAGAAAAUGAAAUGAAAUAUAAAGAGUAUGAAUUGGCUGAGCUGAAAAUGUAUUCUAAAUACCAGUGCAAACCAAACAGUAAUUAACUCCAUAAUUUCCUCUUUUAUAGUUUUUUAAAGAGUAUAAACACAGCGAUGUUUUUUACAAUAAUAACUUACCUUAUGACCGUACCUGUAUUUAAUACAUUCAUGUACAAUUUUGAAUUAAUUGUUUUGAGUUUUUUGAAAUUAGUGAAUUUAUAAUUAUUUUAAUUUUAGCUUUAAUAUUGAUAUUAAAAUUAAUGACAUUUUAAAAGUGUCUUUAAAUUUGAGUUUGUUUUAUUUACUUCGGUGCUUUAAACUUUCAGGAAAUUGUAUGAAGAUGAGUGGCUAUAUUCUCUCUUAAUGUUAUGGCUUCAGUAUCCAGUGUGGCAUCAUUUAAUACUCCCUCAGCAACUGCAGGUUCCAUUCUCUCGACUUCAGUGUCAACAGAAAAUAACUCCUGUACUUUGUAGUGUUUGCAAACAUUAUGUAACGCGCAGCAAACAUUUGUUAUUUGUACCACUUUUUUUGGUUGGUAUUGAAGAGGGCGUGCUAAGCAUCUAAACCUGCUUUUUAGCACCCCUAUUGUUCUCUCAACGACAUUGCGUGCCGAAGAAUGCUUUUGGUUAAACGUAUGCUGCGAUGUGCCAACAAGUGGAUCUCUAAAAGGCGUUAGCAAAUAAAUAUAGUUUAAAAAAACUAAAAAACACGCUUUUAAAGCAUAUCAAACCAAAAAGUGAAAAAUAAUUCUUUGUAUAAACUAACAAUAAUAAUGAAGGAAAAAUUCCUGCAUUAUUGUGAAAAUAACGUGGAAUGCUCGAUAUAUGAAAAAUAUGUCACAAAGCACCCCACGCUUUUCUCACAAUAAUGCAGGAAUUUUUCCUUCAUUAUUAUUGUUAGUUUAUACAAAGAAUUAUUUUUCACUUUUUGGUUUGAUAUGCUUUAAAAGCGUGUUUUUUAGUUUUUUUAAACUAUAUUUAUUUUUAAUUUUUUAGUUUUUCUUCUAUGAGAUUUGCCAAUAUUGUGAAAUAUAAACGAAUAUAACUUAAAUCGUAUUCUCCGCCAUUAGAUUCGGUGACAAUUUUUAAAAAGCUCACAUCGACGUGACAGCCAAAGUUAAAAAAAAAGAGUUUUCUACUACAGUUGCUUCUCGGAGGCAUUUUGAAAACUAGUAUCUGAAUUUUUUUUUACUACAAAAAUUUUAUUAUAAGUAUUAAUUUUUUUAUUACCUAAAAGUCACAUGUUUUGCAUUAUUAAUUUGAUAUUAUUUCUUAUAUGUACAUAUAUAUAUGUACAUAUGUAAGUAUAUGUAUCUAUAUAAAGUAUACUUUCUUUAAGGAUAUACAUAUGUAUAUUUCAGUAUAUACAUAUGCUACUCAAAUGUCGCCAAAACUAGUUUUAUAUAGAUGUCGCAUAUUUUUGGUGAGCUGCUUAAACUUACUGUCGCCUUCCUACAGUGUCUCUCAAAUAUUCUACGUUUCAGUACCACUUAAAAAAGUUACAAACAUACAUACAUACAUACAUACGCCUUCCUACAGUGUCGCUCAAAUAUUCUACGUUUCAGUACCACUUAAAAAAGUUACAAACAUACAUACAUA
Bactrocera dorsalis (oriental fruit fly) is the source of this 4844-nucleotide messenger RNA. RefSeq lists its product as uncharacterized. NCBI's taxonomy places the organism in Eukaryota, Metazoa, Arthropoda, Insecta, Diptera, Tephritidae. Bases 2635 to 3312 code for a protein of 225 amino acids. The transcript is spliced from 2 exons. The record is from RefSeq and is a predicted model, not a curated record.